This is a messenger RNA of Stegostoma tigrinum, 3351 nucleotides long. Its product is annotated as ras-related protein Rab-3A. Bases 112 to 774 code for a protein of 220 amino acids. Gene Ontology annotation, molecular function: GTPase activity; GTP binding. The record is from RefSeq and is a predicted model, not a curated record. Lineage: Eukaryota; Metazoa; Chordata; Chondrichthyes; Orectolobiformes; Stegostomatidae. Gene Ontology annotation, cellular component: endosome; synaptic vesicle membrane; plasma membrane. The transcript is spliced from 5 exons. Gene Ontology annotation, biological process: maintenance of presynaptic active zone structure; protein localization to plasma membrane; regulation of exocytosis.
CCUCCUGGGCCUGGGACUGACGUCAAAGCGGAGCUGUCAAUCAGCUGCUGAGCUGCUGUUGCUGCUGCAGUCGUGUUCGGAGAGACUGGUCCUGAGGCAAACGCUUGGAAGAUGGCUUCAGCUACAGAUCCACGCUUUGGACAGAAAGAGUCUGCAGAUCAGAACUUUGAUUAUAUGUUCAAGAUCCUCAUCAUUGGGAACAGCAGUGUCGGUAAAACGUCUUUCCUGUUUCGAUAUGCUGAUGAUUCCUUCACUCCAGCGUUCGUCAGCACUGUUGGGAUUGACUUCAAAGUGAAGACUAUUUACAGGAAUGAAAAGAGGAUUAAGCUGCAGAUCUGGGACACAGCUGGUCAGGAACGAUACAGGACCAUCACCACAGCUUAUUACCGCGGGGCAAUGGGCUUUAUCUUGAUGUAUGACAUAACUAACGAAGAAUCCUUCAAUGCUGUCCAGGACUGGUCAACCCAGAUUAAGACCUACUCAUGGGACAAUGCUCAGGUCUUACUGGUUGGAAACAAGUGUGAUAUGGAGGAUGAGCGGGUAGUUUUAGCUGAGGGAGGGAAGCAGUUGGCCGAUCACUUAGGGUUUGAGUUCUUUGAAGCCAGUGCCAAGGACAACAUCAACGUCAAGCAAACAUUUGAGCGCCUGGUGGACAUCAUCUGUGAAAAGAUGUCCGAGAGCUUAGACACAGCAGACCCCGCAGUGACUGGGACCAAGCAGGGGACACAGCUGAAUGAGCAUCCAGCACCCCCUCACCAGGACUGCGGCUGUUAAACACCCACCCUUCUUCCCCCCCCCGAAACAUGUUCCAACACCUCCCUUUAUUUCAUGUUUUCCUCUUUAUCCCUGUGUCUCUGUCUACACUACCCACCCCACUUCCAGCCCUGCCCCCUUCCCUCUCCUUUUAAAUGAAGCAAGAAGGUGUGUGCAGGCAGCCAAGUGGACAGAAGUGUUAAGGGCCAGAGGAUGAUAUGUGAUAUCAUUAUGGUAUAAUCCUAAACCAGAAACAGAGGAGGGUAGCCUGUUGUGUGAUUGGAACGCACAGGUAUGUGAAACAUUUAAAACUCAUCCAGUACUGUUACAUUUCUCACCACCUCCCCCCGCUCCCAGACAGACCCUGAUUAUUACUGUGGUCAACUAGAGCCACGUGUGACAAUCAUCAUUUGGUUUACAAAGGGUUUGUUAGGAAGCUAUCUGCUUCUCCAUCCUUCCCUGCACCUUAGCUCCCUGACACUGUUCUAUUUGAGGAGGAAGGUUAGGUAUUUUUGCAAUGCAUAUUUAUUCUCACGUUUGUUUCUUUUUGUUUUCUCUGUGAUUUAUUCUGAUGUGUGAAAGUUAACCCUGUACCAUCUUUGACACACUUUGGUCUCUGUAUCUGUGUGGUACCCACACGUAUCUGUGUGCAUCUCCGUGUUUGUGUCUCUUCUCACAUUGUCCGAAUGUUUCUCCUUUUCUGUAGUUCUGUAGCUUUUACAAAUGUAUCACUGUCACUGAAGUGUGAGCAUGCAUGCGCACACAAGACCAGAAACCAGUUUCUGCCUUUGACCUCUUGCUGCAGACAUUGGGAUAGACGUGAUUUACUUACUACAUUAGCCAGCCGUAAAGCACACUACACUGCAUCCUUACCAACCAACACCACAAUGUUUGCCUUCCGAAUCUGCAAGGGAUUUCCUGUACAUCCUAAUAAGGUGGUAACAAUAAACACAAAUUGGCUUUGCUUCUCGAAAAGUAGAACUGAAAAGUAGAGUUGUUGCAUUAAACCCAAAUAGAAUCUUAGUCUGAUGCCACCCACAGCACCAGACUGUACACAGCAAGAAGAAUACAGAAGCGCUGGAGAAACGAUUUGGAAAAUGGAACUGGUAAUAGGAGGCUGAACAAAUUCAGUCACAGUUUUUCAUCUCUUUUCUUUUAAAAAACACUUGGUUAAACUGUUGACAAUAGGUCUUUAAAAUUCUGACUGGGUUUAGGGUCAGGUCGUGGGACAGGGUUCUGCAUCGGGGCCCCAGGGGGCAGCUGUAGUUGAGUCGAGGUGGGGGUGGGGGCUGCGUGCGUGCAGGGCCAGGGAGCAGGAGCAAGGCUGAUUUCUGAGAAAACGUUCCCACUUAUAGGGGACGUCAAAUGUAGAGGCUUUUGGUAGAAGACAGUCAGUGAAUAAAUCCAACAAGGAAUUGUGGGGGAAACUCUUUACCCAGAUGGUUGUGUGAGCAGAGAAACCACUUCAGUAGGGUGAAGUUGAUGCAAUUGGUAUGUUUAAGGGAAAAUGGAUAAAUGCAUGAUAAAGAAUGGUAUAGAUUGAUGGGCUAAGAUGAAGGAGUUCAUGUGGAACACAGAAUCAGCAUGGAUUAGUUGGGCUGAAUGGCCUAUUUCUGGGCUGCAACUUCUACAUAAACUGUCUGGCACUCUGAGGUAUAGAUUGGCGGCACAGUGGCUCAUCGGUUAGCACUGCUGCCUCACAGCGCCAGUGACCCAGGUUCGAUUUCAGCCGUUGGUAACUGUCUGUGUAGCAUAUGCACAUUCUCCCUGUGUCUGCGUGGGUUUCCUCCAGGUGCUCUGGUUUCCUCCCACAGUCCAAAGAUGUGCAGGCUAGGUGGAUUGGCCAUGGGAAGUUGCCCGCAGUGUUCACAGAUGUGUAGAUGGGUUACAGGAGAAAAGGUGAUGGGUCUGGGUGGGAUGUUCUGAGGGUUGGUAUGGAUUUGUUGGGCUGAAGGGCCUGUUUUUACACUGUAGGGAUGCUGUAAUUUUAAAAAAAUCACUUUAUGGAGUGAUCCUCCUCCUUGGUUCUAAUUUACCUGAAGGCAGUGUGUUACCCCAUUCCCUAAGUGACACUUUGAAACUUCAUUCUCGGGAGAUGACCUUUGCAGGUUCACAACUGUUCAACUGGCUGCCAACAUGUCAACAAUGUGGCUUCCUGGGCCACGUCAACCCCUUGUUAGGGUCAUUUGAGAAUCUGAAAAUAAUCUGGAACUUAAAGAUCAGGGUCAGCACAAGCAGCAAGAACCUGACAUCUGAUUAAAAUCCAACUGGUCGCCAGUGUCCUAUUAGGUGAUAAAACCAGCCAGUAUUCCCCCCACUGGGCCUAUAUGGGGCUCCAAUUCCACCCUUGGUCUGGUCAGCACUGAACGGCCCUCUGGCGAGGCUGACCAAAAAUUGUGUUUACACAUUUAGACACACUGUCAGAGAGAUAAACCUGUAUCACAUUUGUAAAUCAUACUCUCUAAUACCUCACCAUAAACUUUCAAACCAUACCUCUCCAUAGUAACUUCCCUCUAAUAAAGCAAGGAGAAAAAUAUGCUGGUAAACUAGCAUAACAGGUAACAAGUUAUAGAGAUGGAUGGAUACAGCAGGCCAAGC